GAAUAUCAGCCAAUAAAGAAAGCUUAAAGCACCAUUUGGAUUUUGGAGCUCCUUUAACAUUUCCAUUUUCGGAAAAAUAUUUGUAAGAUCAUUGGCCAGCUCUGAAUAAAUUUUGCAUAUAAUUGGAAAAGAGAGAGAGAGAGAGAGAAUGGUGCUGAAGGUAGUUCAAAGUAGAAUAGACUACUUGGUUCCAAAAUCACUACUUGUGAGUUUGUGGAUCGUUUUGGCCAUUAUUACUAUCGUUCCCACAGCAGUCGAAUCAGUUAGAAUCCACCAUUACAAAUGGGAUGUAAGGUACGAAUUCAAAUCUCCUGAUUGCUUCAGAAAACCGGUCAUCACUAUCAAUGGCAGAAGCCCCGGCCCCACUAUUUCGGCUCAACAGGGUGACAAUUUGGCCAUCCACUGGCAUGGAAUCAGACAGAUUGGUUCACCAUGGUUUGAUGGAACCGAAGGAGUUACUCAGUGUCCAAUACAGCCUGGAGAAACAUUCAAGUAUCAAUUCGUAGUUGACAGGCCUGGAACAUAUCUAUAUCAUGCCCAUUAUGGGAUGCAAAGAGAUGCAGGACUAUAUGGGUCAAUUCGAGUAGCACUUCCAGAUGGAGAGUUAGAGCCCUUUGAUUAUGACUAUGAUAGAAGCAUUAUAUUAAAUGAUUGGUAUCAUAAAAGCACACAUGAAUUAUCUACUGGCUUGUCCUCCAUACCCUUUGAAUGGGUUGGUGAACCUCAGUCACUUCUAAUACAAGGAAAAGGAAAAUUCAAAUGCUCUGGUCUGACCACAGAUCCUAAAGUCUGCAACGCAUCAAAUCCUGAAUGCUCUCCUUACGUCCUUACGGCAAUCCCAGGAAAGACCUAUAGACUCAGGGUCUCCAGCUUAACUUCUCUAUCAGCCCUUAGUUUUCAAAUUGAGGGUCAUAACAUGACAGUGGUAGAAGCAGAUGGGCACUAUGUGGAGCCCUUUGUGGUAAACAAUCUCUUCAUAUACUCCGGCGAAACAUACUCCGUCCUACUAAAAACAGAUCAAAACCCAUCAAGAAACUACUGGAUCCAGACAAACAUAGUAAGCCGUCCUCCAAAGACAUCCCCCGGCUUAGCCAUUCUCAAUUACUACCCAAACCAUCCCAAGAGGUCCCCACCGAUGAGCCCACCUGUAGGCCCAAACUGGGACGAUGUUGUUCCACGCUUGGCCCAAAGUCUUUCUAUUAAAGCACGCAAAGGCUUGGGCCGGGCCCCACCCCAGACCUCAGACAGAGUCAUCGUUCUCUUGAACACUCAGAACCAAGUCGAUGGCUUCCGAAAGUGGUCCGUAAACAAUGUCUCUUUCCACCACCCCAAAACACCGUACCUCAUUUCGCUGAAAUACAACUUGACAGACCAAUUCGACCAAAACCCACCUCCAGGGUACGAUUUCGUCAAUUACGACAUCUUUACGAAUCAUAGUAACCCUAACGCGACAACAAGUAAUGGGAUCUACAGGCUCAAGUUCAAUACGACAGUGGAUAUUAUACUCCAGAACGCGAACACUAUGAACCCGAACAACAGCGAGACCCACCCGUGGCAUCUCCACGGCCAUGAUUUCUGGGUUCUCGGACACGGGUCUGGUAAGUUUAACAUCUACAAUGACACGAGGAAGUACAACUUGGUUGACCCGAUUGAGAAGAAUACAGUGCCCGUUCAUCCAUAUGGGUGGACUGCUCUGAGGUUCGUGGCUAAUAACCCGGGAACUUGGGCUUUCCAUUGCCAUAUUGAGUCUCAUUUCUACAUGGGUAUGGGAGUAGUUUUUGAGGAAGGGAUUGAAAGGGUUGGAAAAUUGCCUUCGUCGAUAUUGGGGUGUGGUGCUAGCAAGGAUCUCCGACUACCAUGAUAAGGUCCAAGUUUGGUUAAGAGAAAAGGUCCACUAGUUGAGGGGAAAAGUCACUAGAUAUUCUUUCUUAUUAUUAUUAUUUUAAUGUAUAAUGCAUAUUCUUUAGUGAAAAGAUUAAUAUAAUAAUUUUUAUCAUUCAUCGUCGAUCGACGAUGACACAUUGCACAAGAAAAUUUUAAGUCAAGAAGUUAAUGAAUGGUUGUGUCAAAUCUUCUA
Humulus lupulus (European hop) is the source of this 2077-nucleotide messenger RNA. Its product is annotated as L-ascorbate oxidase. The record is from RefSeq and is a predicted model, not a curated record. Gene Ontology annotation, molecular function: oxidoreductase activity; copper ion binding. Gene Ontology annotation, cellular component: extracellular region. Lineage: Eukaryota; Viridiplantae; Streptophyta; Magnoliopsida; Rosales; Cannabaceae.